Messenger RNA from Neolamprologus brichardi, 1061 nucleotides. RefSeq names its product tripartite motif-containing protein 16. The record is from RefSeq and is a predicted model, not a curated record. NCBI's taxonomy places the organism in Eukaryota, Metazoa, Chordata, Actinopteri, Cichliformes, Cichlidae. Gene Ontology annotation, molecular function: protein binding.
GGAGAUGCACAGGCACUUUCACAGGACGUCCCCGAUUGAUGCCAAACUGCGCUGUGAGAAACACGAGAAUCAUGCCCGUACCCAGGAAAGCAGGGAGAAAAAGCAGUGCUACAGAAGUAACACUGCCACCAUAUGAGCCCAAUAUCCCCGAACCAACCACCAGGGCCGACUUCAUGAAAUAUUGGAUCCCCCUCUCUUUCGAUGACAGAACUGCAGAGAAACUGUUGUGGAUUUCAGAGGGCGGCUCUAAGGUGGCUCGUACAUCAGAUGCAGUGUGCCCUUAUCCCCAGAGACCUGAGAGAUACGACCACUCACCACAGGUGCUGUGCAAGGAAGGGCUGCUAGGCCAUCGAGGGUACUGGGAGGUGGAAUACGACGGCUGGGUGGUGAUCGGGGUGGUCAGCGAGAGCUCACCCCGGAAGGUGCAGGACGGACCCUGCGGCAUCGGAGAGAACGAAACCUCCUGGGGUGCCGGCUGGUCUGGCUCCUGCUGUCAGAUCUGGCACAAUGCAGUGAACGUGGACAUCGAGCUGCCCCUGUCCUCCACCAUGGGCGUCUACGUCGACCAGCCCGCAGGCAUCAUAAAGUUCCUCUUGGUGGAGGGAGAUGCUGAGAAGGAGGUGCGGCUGAUUCACAAAUUCAAAGAAAACCUCCAGGAGAAGGUCUUCCCUGGAUUCUGGGUUGGCACCAAUUCAUUCUGCCUUAUUCGGAAAAAGGAUCAGUGACACAGUAGAAUAAGCAAAUCGGGGAAAAGGGAGGGAGGGUCACGUAUCAAUUUAAAAAGCAGGGGGAGAUGGGGAUCUUGUGAUGUUUGGGGAACAAAUGCUGUAACCAUUUCUGCUUUCUCUAGUGCAUGAAGAAAGCUUAUUGGUUUCAGACCGUCCCCAGAGAUGCCCAAAUAUCGUACUAACGGGCAUUUAUCUGUUAUUUAAACUUAGAAGAAUGGGCAUUUAAUGGUAUAUUUCAAUCCAGCUGGGACUUUUCAUGAGCUAGACUGCCUGUUUUAUUCAGUCUGGAUGUUUUGUAUGUGCCAAAUGUAGUCAAUAAACUCUCCUAUUGUG